Piliocolobus tephrosceles (Ugandan red Colobus) is the source of this 1873-nucleotide messenger RNA. It is a transcript of the gene ISL2, whose product is annotated as ISL LIM homeobox 2. The coding region runs from base 161 to 1240 and encodes 359 amino acids. Gene Ontology annotation, biological process: positive regulation of transcription by RNA polymerase II; axonogenesis; neuron fate specification. Gene Ontology annotation, cellular component: nucleus. Lineage: Eukaryota; Metazoa; Chordata; Mammalia; Primates; Cercopithecidae. The transcript has 6 exons. Gene Ontology annotation, molecular function: cis-regulatory region sequence-specific DNA binding; DNA-binding transcription factor activity, RNA polymerase II-specific. The record is from RefSeq and is a predicted model, not a curated record.
GCUAGUGCGUGUUGACGUCAUGCUGCGUGCGGGCCGGUGCGGAAUCGCUCCCUCAACUCCGCGGGGCAGUAGGAGUUAGUUAGCAAAGAGCCGAGGCCGGACGCGCGACCCUCGUCCUUCUGCCCCUGGCCGCACACUUUGCGCGCAUCUCUUUUUCUGCAUGGUGGAUAUUAUUUUUCAUUAUCCUUUUCUGGGUGCUAUGGGUGAUCAUUCCAAGAAGAAGCCCGGGACGGCCAUGUGCGUGGGCUGCGGGAGUCAGAUCCACGACCAGUUUAUCCUGCGGGUGUCGCCCGACCUCGAGUGGCACGCUGCCUGCCUCAAGUGCGCCGAGUGCAGCCAGUACCUGGACGAGACGUGCACGUGCUUCGUGAGAGACGGGAAGACCUAUUGCAAGAGGGAUUAUGUCAGGCUGUUCGGCAUCAAGUGCGCCAAGUGCCAGGUGGGCUUCAGCAGCAGCGACCUGGUGAUGAGGGCGCGGGACAGCGUGUACCACAUCGAGUGCUUCCGCUGCUCCGUGUGCAGCCGCCAGCUGCUGCCUGGGGACGAGUUCUCGCUGCGGGAGCACGAGCUGCUCUGCCGCGCAGACCACGGCCUCCUGCUCGAGCGCGCCGCUGCUGGCAGCCCGCGCAGCCCCGGCCCGCUCCCCGGCUCCCGCGGCCUGCAUCUGCCAGACGCUGGGUCGGGCAGGCAGCCCGCGUUGCGCCCGCACGUGCACAAGCAGACGGAGAAGACGACUCGCGUGCGGACUGUGCUGAACGAGAAGCAGCUGCACACUCUGCGGACCUGCUACGCCGCCAACCCGCGGCCCGACGCUCUCAUGAAGGAGCAGCUGGUGGAGAUGACCGGCCUGAGCCCGCGGGUCAUCCGCGUCUGGUUCCAGAACAAGCGCUGCAAGGACAAGAAGAAAUCCAUUCUCAUGAAGCAGCUGCAGCAGCAGCAGCACAGCGACAAGACGAGCCUUCAGGGACUGACCGGGACGCCCCUGGUGGCGGGCAGCCCCAUCCGCCAUGAGAACGCUGUGCAGGGCAGCGCAGUGGAGGUGCAGACGUACCAGCCGCCUUGGAAGGCACUCAGCGAAUUUGCCCUCCAGAGCGACCUGGACCAACCCGCCUUCCAGCAGCUGGUCUCCUUCUCCGAGUCCGGCUCCCUAGGCAACUCCUCCGGCAGCGACGUGACCUCCCUGUCCUCGCAGCUCCCGGACACCCCCAACAGUAUGGUGCCGAGUCCCGUGGAGACGUGAGGGGGAUCCCUCCCUGCCAGCCUGUGGACCUCGCAUGCUCCCUGCAUGAGACUCACCCAUGCUCAGGCCAUUCCAGUUCCGAAAGCUCUCUCGCCUUCGUGAUUAUUCUAUUGUUAUUUAUGAGAGAGGACCGAGAGAAACGGUCUGGACAGCCCCAGGCACCAGGAUGCAACCUGCUUUCACCAGACGGCAGACCUCUGCUCCGAGGACUCUACUUUUUCAAAACCAGAAUUUGGGAUUUACCAGAGUUAGCUCUGCCCUCUCCUCUCCGCGUAGCCGCCGCUCUGUCCCUCCACGCCCCACCUGUAUCCCCACCUCGGCCGGCCCCGAGCUCGCCCACGUGGACCCCCGCCCUGCCCCCGCUCCACGCUCCCUGGCGUCUUUGCCCGGGCUCUAGCGGAGAAGAGGAAGGGGAUAAGUCAGAGGAACAGACACUCAAACUCCCAAAGCGCAUGAUUGCUGGGAAACAGUAGAAACCAGACUUGCCUUGAAAGUGUUUUAAGUUAUUCCACGGAGGACAGAGUGUGUGAGCCUUUGCCGAACAAACAAACGUAAGUUAUUGUUAUUUAUUGUGAGAACAGCCAGUUCACAGUGGGACUCGUAUUUUGAUCUUAAUAAAAUAUAAUAACCCGG